GUGCGACAAGGAGUCCCCGUCGAAUUUGAAAUUCCUUGCCUUCAGUUGGAUUCCGAACGUUUAUGCGCGACACGCGAAAACGCAGCGAAUGAAGCGAGCGAAACGCGAAUUGCCGUCGCCAAAAAUCAAAAAUUCAAAAUAAACAACAGUGAUCUAUAAGCGAAAACAGCAAUUAUUCAUUAACAGAAAACUGGAAAACUCACAGUUUUAAUAGUCAACGUUUUUGAUUAAUUAAACGGGUUCCGGUUCUAGCAUCCAUUGGCCAUCAUCUCCAACUGGAUAGCUUAUGUGUAUCUGUGAGUGAACCGAGAUCUUCGUGAUCUUUUAGUUUUUUUGUGAUUUUUCGUGUGAUUUGUGGUGCCUUUUGUUUGGACACCGCCAUUCAAAAUCAAAUCAACAAACCACCAAGCACACACUAAACAAAAACUCACAAAACGUUCGCUGUGAAAACAAUAAAUGCGAUUUAAAAGCAGUUUACAUUUCUGUUUAACCGACCAACAAAAAGGCCAUUAAGUGCCAUAACUGCCAAUUGGCAUACAAAUCUCGAUUAGCAUAUAUCAAACAAAGCAAUUGGAGAUCCGCAGCUUAAUCAAAAGGAGGGUAAAAAGACAGAUAUUUGCUGUUUAUCCCAGAAACUAAUCCACAUCGGAUCAGUUGUCAGCACGUGACUAUCCGCAUUUCAGCGGCGACCUACAGAACGUUACCCUGCCGGUGGCCUCCACAUCCGCUUCAGCCUCCCACGCCGCCGCCGUAAAGAUGUACCACAGCAGCGCCGUUGCGGCAUAUACGGACCUUGCUGCCGCCGGGAGUGCAGCCAGUGCCGGAGUGGGAGUCGGAGUAUCCGGCUAUCACCAGCAGGCGGUAAAUGCUCCAGUCUACGUGCCUUCAAACCGACAGUACAACCAUGUGGCUGCCCAUUUUGGAAGCGCUGCGGCACAGAAUGCCUGGACCACCGAAAGCUUUGGAUCGGCGCAUGCGCAACUGCCGGCGCAGUUCUACUCUCCAAAUGCCGCAGUGAUGAUGGGAUCCUGGCGCAGUGCCUACGAUCCGUCGGGCUUCCAGCGCUCCUCACCCUACGAGAGCGCCAUGGACUUUCAGUUUGGAGAGGGACGCGAGUGCGUCAAUUGUGGUGCCAUUUCAACUCCUUUGUGGAGGCGUGAUGGAACUGGUCACUAUCUGUGCAACGCCUGCGGUCUCUACCACAAGAUGAACGGAAUGAACCGGCCGCUGAUCAAACCCAGCAAGCGCCUGGUGAGUGCAACUGCCACCAGAAGAAUGGGACUUUGCUGCACCAACUGCGGCACCCGGACCACAACACUGUGGAGGCGCAACAACGAUGGCGAGCCCGUGUGCAAUGCCUGCGGCUUGUACUACAAGUUGCACGGAGUCAACAGACCACUGGCCAUGCGCAAGGACGGCAUUCAGACAAGGAAACGAAAGCCCAAGAAAACUGGAAGUGGUUCAGCUAGCACUGGUUCUGGAUCAGCUUUGGAGACCAUCAAGGAGUGCAAGGAAGAGCACGAUCUCAAGCCCUCCCUUAGCUUGGAACGCCAUAGUCUAGCCAAGCUGCACACGGAUCUGAAGAGCAGCCCCAGCAGUGGCAGUACAUUGAUGGGACAUCACAACACCCAGCAGCAGCAACAGCAACAGCAGCAACAACAGCAGCAGCAGCAACAGCAGUCGGCUCACCAGCAAUGCUUUCCGCUUUACGGACAGGCGACGACGCAACAGCAGCACCAGCAACAUGGUCACGGCAUGACUCCAACCUCCGGUCAAUCCCAAUUGAGUGCCCGUCAACUUCAUGGAGCGGCAGGAUCGCAACUCUACACGCCCGGCAGUAGUACGGGCGGAGGCAGUGCGUCCGCCUACACCUCGCACAGUGCCGAGACGCCGACUCUGAGCAAUGGAACUCCUUCGCCCCACUACCAGCACCACCAUCAUCUUGGCGGAUCCCAUGGACAUCAUGUAACGGCGGCUGCCCAUCAUCAUUUGCAUGCAGCCGCCGCAGCUGCCGCCUAUGGAGUUAAGACGGAGGCGAGUGCCACCAACUAUGACUAUGUGAACAACUGCUAUUUCGGAGGCACCUUCGGGGCACUGGGAGGUGCUGCAUCAACGGCGGCCAUGGCAGGCGGAGCGGCCAGUGAGUUGGCUGGCUAUCAUCACCAGCACAACGUCAUCCAGGCGGCCAAGCUGAUGGCCACGUCAUAGAACGAAACCCUGGGCACUGGACAAUGGACUUUGGCUCUGUGAUGUGAUCUCCCUCCUCCUCACCAACUGCACCCCAACUUGAAGCCUUCGUUGAAAUCAUUGGCAUUGAAAAGACUUUAGAUAUUAGACCUAUUCGUCCUGAUUUGUAAUGGAGUUUUAAUCAGGAUUAACUAAUUUUGAUGGCUUAAACACUUUUUCUAAAACGUAUGUUUCAGGAAAUAGCAAUAAUUUAAGCUAUUAUAAAUUAGCUAAAUUUGAUUAAAAUUCUAAAAGCAAAGUGGGUGUUUCUAGCUUAAGAUAUGCCUGAAUGGCACUUAGUUUUUAUAUCUUGUAAAUAACUACUAGCAAUUCUUGUUGUACAAAUCUACGUCUAUAUGUAUGUGCUUAUCUAUGGAGUUUUUUAUGAGUGUACAGAUAUUGUUUAUCGCUUCGUUUAUAAUGUAGUUCCAUUUAGGUCCUUAUCAUAACUCUUGUUCAACUAGCUUAAAUAUUUUUAUGUGUAUUCCGCACUUCCCCACCAACCCACUGCAUAGAACAUUUAGUUUUACGAGUAUUUAGUGGUAUAGUAUUAUUGUAACUCUGCUCUUUUGAAUAUCAAAGCUGAAUAAAGAUUGUAUCAAAAUAAAA
Molecule: messenger RNA, 2835 nt
Organism: Drosophila eugracilis
Lineage: Eukaryota; Metazoa; Arthropoda; Insecta; Diptera; Drosophilidae
Product: GATA-binding factor A
Exons: 4
Coding region: 757-2208 (483 amino acids)
Biological process (GO): positive regulation of transcription by RNA polymerase II; negative regulation of transcription by RNA polymerase II; cell fate commitment
Molecular function (GO): zinc ion binding; RNA polymerase II cis-regulatory region sequence-specific DNA binding; DNA-binding transcription factor activity, RNA polymerase II-specific
Source: RefSeq, a predicted model, not a curated record